AUGGGGGUGCUAACACUAGAGGUGCUGAGCUUGGGGGUGUUGACGCUGGCGCAGAAGGCGCUGGAAGAGCUGGAGCUGGAGGUAUUGUUGCUGGAGGUGCUGGAGGUACUAGGGCUGGAGGUACUGGAGCUAGAGGUACCGGUGCUGCAGGUACUGGUGCUGGAGGUGUUGGAGCUGGAGGUACUAGGGCUGGAGGUACUGGAGCUAGAGGUACCGGUGCUGCAGGUACUGGUGCUGGAGGUACUGGAGCCGGAGGUACCUCAAGUUCUAGUGCUGGGGGUGCUACACAGCCUGUGCAACAGCGACCAUUUUUCUGGCCUCAGCCGGACUCGUCGCUACGACUGCCUGGCUUGGCGCUUCCCAAGGUUCUUAGUCUUCCGUCUUCCACUGGCCUUACUCCUCCCCUACUGUGUUCUCCGCCUGACCAAUCACAGCCACAGUUACAGCUUGACUCCCUACUACCGGCUCCUUCUCCGUACACUUAGCAGACUGAUUCCCAGAUACAGAGCGUCGUGA
Messenger RNA from Closterium sp. Yama58-4, 516 nucleotides. Lineage: Eukaryota; Viridiplantae; Streptophyta; Zygnematophyceae; Desmidiales; Closteriaceae. The record is from the annotation of a GenBank genome assembly.